Entelurus aequoreus (snake pipefish) is the source of this 3653-nucleotide messenger RNA. It is a transcript of the gene slitrk4, whose product is annotated as SLIT and NTRK-like family, member 4. Gene Ontology annotation, cellular component: membrane; glutamatergic synapse. The coding region runs from base 864 to 3428 and encodes 854 amino acids. The transcript has 2 exons. Gene Ontology annotation, biological process: axonogenesis; positive regulation of synapse assembly; regulation of presynapse assembly. Gene Ontology annotation, molecular function: protein binding. Lineage: Eukaryota; Metazoa; Chordata; Actinopteri; Syngnathiformes; Syngnathidae. The record is from RefSeq and is a predicted model, not a curated record.
AGGAAGAGGCUCCCAGCAGUUCUUAUCCUUCUACUUCUUUUUGGGCAUGUACAGUACACGACCAGCCGUGUCGUCUCCAACUUUCCUGCAUCAAUUCUAUUUUUUAUUUUAUUUUUUUAAGACCGCUAAAAACGUGGAGUUUGCUGCGCCUCACCUGCACCGCAUCGGACUAUAACAACGGAGUGAUUUUUUUGUUUGUUUUAAUAUUUAUUUUUAUGCGCCGCUUUUCGUCGUUUUUCUUGUUUUGAAUGUGGUUUAUAGUUCGUCGGCAUCAUUAGAAAAUAUUUUUGAACUCUUCUUUUAUUCCGGCAGUCGAAUUGAAUGUUAAAAGACACGAUGCGGAUAACGCUUUGAAGAAGAAUGGAGGUGAUAAGGCAUUAAAACUUGGCGCCAAACCGGAUGACUCCGAGCUGAGGUGUUGUCACUCCGCCUCUUAGUCCUCAUCCUGCAGUGAAGAAAAAGAAGAUAACAAGCAUGGCUGACUUGUGGCAUCGCACCGCCGACCCUCUCCAGACGCGCCUUCAAGAUCUCUAGAAAAAAAAACCUUUCCUGCGAUCAAAACCGAAUGUUCUCCCAUGGCGGUGGGACGAGCUCGGGGAUCGGACGACGGGAAGCCGGCCAGCGAGGGACGCAGCAGGUGAAAUAGGAUCCGAGCGCGCACUGUUCCAACGCACACCGAGCGCGCCUUUGCGCAUCGCUGCCUGCGUGGAGAUGAAGCAGCGCAGCCACCUUGUUGCUGCACCGUCAACCUGCACCGUUUCUCCGUCGGCUGCUGCGACUCUCCGCCCAUGUCCCGUCCACGCAACACUCUCAGCUUCAAGGCUGCUAAAUGAUUUUCUGGGGGAGGACUUUUAACCGACGAGAUGAUGCUCGUACUCCUGCUGGCCGCCUUUUCCUCCUCCAUCUCAAGCUCCUCCUUCUCCUCCCCCUCCAUGUCGGACGGACCCCCGAUGGCGGACCCGGACUUGAUGGCCGAAACGUGUAGCGCCUGCUCGUGCAUGUCUGUGGAAAACGUGCUAUAUGUCAACUGCGAGAAGAUCGCCGUGUACCGGCCAACACAACUUGUUCCACCAGUGUCGUCGUUAUACCACCUCAAUUUCCAAAACAACUUCUUAAUUAUUCUCUAUCCGAACUCGUUCCUCAACUUCACCCAUGCUGUGUCUCUGCAUCUUGGCAACAAUCAGCUGCAGAACGUGGAAGGCGGCGCGUUUAUGGGGAUGAGUGCGUUGAAGCAGCUGCACUUGAACAAUAACGAGUUGAAUGUGUUGCGAGCAGACACUUUUCAAGGGAUAGAAAACUUGGAGUACCUUCAGGCCGACUACAACUUGAUAAAGUACAUUGAAAAGGGAGCAUUCAAUAAACUGCACAAGCUAAAAGUGCUGAUUUUAAAUGACAACCUUAUACAGGCACUUCCUGACAACAUAUUUCGCUUUGCCUCCCUCACACACCUGGAUAUAAGAGGGAAUAGGAUCCAGAAGAUUCCAUAUUUGGGGGUCCUGGAGCACAUUGGACGCAUUGUUGAGCUUCAGCUGGAUGAUAACCCCUGGAACUGUUCGUGUGACUUGGCACCUCUCAAGGCGUGGCUUGAAAACAUGCCCUAUAAUAUUUUUAUUGGAGAGGCCAUAUGUGAAACACCAAGUGACUUAUAUGGAAGGCUACUAAAAGAAACCAACAAGCAGGAGCUUUGCCCCAUGGGCACAGGAUCGGACUUUGAUGUGAGAAUGCCACCUGCGCUCCCUGAUACCGGCCAAUCCCCCUCUAAAAUAUCCCCCACCUCUGUGGUUCAAAUUGCCACCAAAUCACCAAAAACCACGGACGCCUCUAAAAUAUAUGGUAAUGGCAUUGUAGCCGGUUCACCCCCCUUUGGUAGAAAUAGCCAGAUUGUUUCUUUUCAAACGCGUACCCCGCCGCUGUUGUGCCCAAAGCCCUGUAGUUGUAAAACCCACCCUUCCGAUUUCGGCAUUAGUGUCAGUUGUCAGGAAAGAAAUGUGAAAAAUCUAGUUGAGCUCCUUCCUAAACCCCCAAACGCCAAGAAACUCCACUUAAGUGGGAAUUACAUUCGUGACAUAAGCCCAAAUGAUUUCCAAGGGUUUGAAGGUUUGGAUCUGCUGCAUCUUGGCAGCAACCAAAUUGUAACUGUUGAGAAAGGAGUGUUCGCAAACCUCACAAAUCUGAGAAGACUGUAUCUGAAUGGGAAUCAGAUAGAACAGUUACACCCUGAGAUGUUUUUGGGCCUCACAAAUCUGCAGUACCUAUAUCUGGAAUAUAAUGCCAUCAAAGAAAUCUUGGCGGGCACCUUUGAUUCAAUGCCAAAUUUACAACUACUGUAUCUCAAUAAUAAUGUUUUGCGGAGUCUCCCCGCUUAUGUGUUUGCUGGCGUCUCUUUAGCCAAACUAAAUCUAAAAAACAACCAUUUCAUGACACUGCCAGUAAGUGGGGUCUUGGACCAGCUACGGUCUUUGACCCAGAUAGACUUAGAGGGGAACCCGUGGGAGUGUUCUUGCGACUUGGUUGCGCUCAAGCUGUGGCUCGAAAAGCUUAACGAUGGAGUGACUGCUAAAGAAGUGAGAUGUGCCUCCCCUGUGCAGUUCGCCAACAUCGAACUGCGCCUCUUAAAAAACGAGAUCCUGUGCCCAAAGCUGAUAGCACGACCACCGUUUAUUUUUACCAGCGCCACCCCUCUUUUGACUUCAUUGUCACCUGCUGGGGUCGGCAAAGCCCCUCCAGGAGGGCCUGUACCUCUCUCAAUCAUGAUCCUGAGUAUUCUUGUUGUGCUAAUACUUACGGUGUUUGUGGCCUUCUGCCUUCUAGUCUUUGUCCUUAGAAGGAACAAGAAACCAGUCGGUCGGCAGGAGCUGGGGAAUCAGGAGUGUGGGUCAAUGUCACUGCAGCCUUACCGGCAUGGACAUAAGUCGGGCAAAAAAGGAUCCAUCCCAGGAGAUGACUUGGGAGGCGAAACAUUUAUUCCACACACCAUUGAACACAUUGGCAAGAGUCACACAUGCGGGAUCGGACGCUCGUCAGACAUUGAAGCCGGGUUUAAGUUUGCUGACUCGCAGAGGCAGAAGAUUAUCCUCCGGAGUAGCGACGACAAAGACGCACUAUCCACCCUGGAGCGCAACAAGCGCCUCAGUACAAUCGACGAACUGGAGGAAUUCCUCCCGAACCGAGAGCCCAGCAUGUUCAUCCAGAACUUUCUGGAAGGCAAGAGAGAUUUCAACAGCAUAGGAAUGAGUGGAUACGAAAUCCGCUACCCAGAGAAAUCGCUGGAUCGAAAGAUGAAGAAGUCGUCGCUGAUAGGCGGAAACCACAGUAAAAUUGUGGUGGAGCAGAGAAAAAGUGAGUAUUAUGAGCUGAAAGCCAAGCUGCAAGGAACACCUGAUUACCUCCAGGUGCUGGAGGAGCAGACUGCACUGACUAAAAUGUAGAAAUUGUUGUCUUUGCUUCGGUACAGUGAACACACAAACACAUAAAGACGGUCUUCUUUUCUUUUGCUCUUUCUCCCCUUUUAGUCACACACAUCAUUUAACCCCAACUCUCCGUUAUCUCUCUGCAGCCAGCUGAGCGCGUGCACUCACACACACACACACACACACACACACACACACACACACACACACACACACACACACACACACACACACACACACACA